UCUUCUUUUUCCCAGCACCCUAUUUACUAACGUCCAUUCACCGCCGUUUACCUCUCCCUCCCUCUUCUGCAACAACAACAACAGCACUUUCUCUCUCUUCAUAACAAUUCGCCAUUAACACGACUAUCCUCUCUCUCUUUCUUACAGUUCACGCCAAACGCCUGUUCUCUCUUCAUUUCAUUCUUCUCUCUUUCUCUCUCUCCAGUAUUCACACACGCACUACUGCGAGUGUCAUGCCUGGUGCUACUGUCACUGUUACUCCAUGAACAGCUCAAUUUUGAGGUAAUUUGACUGUUUUAUUUGGUUUCAAGGAAGAAACUGCGUUUCUCUCUGCAUACAUUGUUGCUGUAAUCGAUGAUGGAGAAGAAUAUAGCGUUUCCGACUAAGAAGGUGCUUGGAUUAUGUGUGUUAAUGGCGGUUUUACUGACUCUGGUUCCGUGCACGAUGUCUCUCAACGACGAAGGGAAAGCAUUAAUGUCUAUAAAGGCGUCGUUUAGCAAUGUCGUUAAUGUGCUUCUGGAUUGGGACGAAGAUCAGAACGACGAUCUCUGUUCAUGGAGAGGAAUUCUAUGCGACAAUAUCAGCACAACUGUAGUUGCUUUGAACUUGUCAAAUUUGAACCUCGGAGGCGAAAUUUCUCCCGCCAUUGGAGACUUGAGAAAUCUACAGUCUGUAGAUUUGCAGGGAAACAAACUCACAGGACAAAUACCAGAUGAAAUAGGCAGCUGUGUUUCUCUAGUGCUCCUCGAUUUAUCUGACAACAUGCUGUAUGGUGACAUACCAUUCUCGAUCUCAAAGUUGAAGCAACUUGAACUAUUGAACCUGAAGAACAACCAAAUCACAGGCCCUAUCCCCUCAACACUAACUCAAAUUCCGAACCUUAAGACUCUGGAUUUGGCUCAGAAUCAGCUGACUGGUGAGAUACCAAGAUUGAUUUACUGGAACGAAGUAUUGCAGUAUCUAGGUUUGAGAGGCAAUUCAUUAACUGGGACUCUAUCUGCUGAUAUGUGCCAGUUGACUGGUCUUUGGUAUUUUGAUGUUCGUGGAAAUAAUUUGACUGGCACAAUUCCAGAUAACAUUGGCAACUGUACAAGCUUUGAGAUAUUGGAUAUUUCUUACAAUCAGAUCACUGGUGAAAUCCCAUACAAUAUUGGGUUCCUUCAAGUGGCUACCUUGUCUCUUCAAGGCAACAAGUUGACUGGAAAAAUCCCAGAAGUCAUUGGUCUAAUGCAAGCGCUGGCAGUUCUGGAUUUAAGCGAGAAUGAACUAGUGGGACCAAUUCCCCCAAUCUUUGGAAACUUAUCCUUCACUGGAAAACUUUACCUUCAUGGGAAUCAACUCACAGGACCAAUUCCACCAGAGCUUGGCAACAUGACAAAACUUAGCUAUCUCCAGUUGAACAACAACCAUUUAACCGGUGGAAUCCCUCCUGAACUUGGGAAUCUUGAUCAGCUUUUUGAAUUGAACCUUGCACUCAAUGAUCUUGAAGGACCUAUCCCAGAAGGCAUUAGUUCUUGCACUGCUUUAAAUCAACUCAAUGUACAUGGGAACUUCUUAAAUGGAUCAAUUCCUUCCGGAUUCCGGAAUCUAGAGAGCUUAACUUAUCUGAACCUUUCAUCGAACAAAUUUAAGGGGACUAUACCGUUUCUACUAGGGAGAAUAAUCAAUCUAGACACGUUGGAUCUCUCAAGCAAUCAUUUCUCGGGUCCCAUUCCUGCUUCUAUCGGCGAUUUGGAGCAUCUUCUUACGCUGAAUUUGAGCCAUAAUCACCUUGAUGGCUCAAUACCACAGGAAUUUGGGAAUUUAAGAAGUGUCCAAAUUAUUGACAUGUCAUUCAACAAACUCCACGAAGCUAUACCAGUAGAAAUGGGACAGCUACAAAACAUCAUUUCUCUAAUCUUAAAUAACAACAACCUAAAUGGAGUAAUUCCUAAUCAGUUAUCCAACUGCUUCAGCCUCACUAAUCUAAACAUCUCCUACAACAACAUUUCUGGUGUGGUUCCACCUACCAGAAUCUUCUCUCGGUUUCCCCCCGACAGCUUUCUUGGAAAUCCUAUGUUAUGCGGGAACUGGCUAGGCUCCAUAUGCGACCCAUAUUCAACAAAAUCAAAAGUUUUAUUCUCCAGAACAACCAUCGUUUGCAUGACAUUAGGGUUCGUAAUCCUAAUCGCCAUGGUGACACUCACGAUUCUAAAAUCAAACAAAUCAAAACAGUACAUCACAGAAGCCAACAAAGGCGUACAAGGUCCUCCGAAACUUGUGAUAUUACACAUGGACAUGGCGAUUCACACGUACGAUGAUAUCUUAAGAGUGACGGAAAACUUCAACGAGAAAUACAUAAUCGGAUAUGGAUCAUCAAGCACGGUUUAUAAAUGUUGUUUGAAAAACUCCCGACCUAUUGCAAUUAAGCGGCUUUAUCCUUACACUCAAUACCAACAUAACUUUUUCCAUGAGUUUGAAACUGAACUUGCUACAAUUGGAAGCAUCCGUCAUAGAAACCUUGUGAGCUUACACGGUUACUCCCUUUCACCUACUGGAAACCUCCUUUUCUACGACUACAUGCCCAAUGGUUCCCUCUGGGACCUUCUUCAUGGGCCAUCGAAGAAGGUGAAAUUGGAUUGGGAAACGCGACACAAGAUAGCAGUAGGGGCAGCACAGGGACUGGCGUAUCUUCACCACGAUUGUAACCCAAGAAUCAUCCAUCGAGAUGUCAAGUCUUCCAAUAUUCUACUCGACGAGAAUUUCGAACCUCACUUAUCCGAUUUUGGAAUCGCCAAAUCUCUCCCAACAACAAAAACCUACGCCUCCACUUACGUUUUAGGAACAAUCGGCUACAUAGAUCCAGAAUACGCCAGAACAUCUCGCGUAACCGAAAAAUCAGACGUCUACAGUUUUGGCAUCGUUCUUCUUGAGCUGUUGACCGGAAAGAAAGCCGUUGAGAACGAAUCAAACUUGCAUCAACUGAUAUUGUCAAAGGCGGAUGAUAAUACGGUGAUGGAGGCGGUGGAUCCGGAAGUGUGGGUGACGUGUAUGGAUUUGGGGGAUGUGAAGAAGACGUUCCAGCUGGCUUUGUUGUGUACGAGGAGAAAUCCUUGUGAGCGGCCCACGAUGCAUGAGGUGGCGGGGAUAUUGCAAUCGUUGUUGACAGGUGUCAAGAAGGGUGGUGGUGGGGAGAAGAAGUAUGAGAAAAUGGUGGUGGGAGAUGAUAGGAAAAAACAGGGGAAUGAGGAUGAGAAUUCAUCUGAUGCGCAGUGGUUUUUUAAGUUCCGUGAACUUGUGUCGAAUCACACGUUUUAGUAAGGAAGUAAGGGAAGUAUAUGAUAUAUGUUUUUGUUGUGUGUUUUGGUUUUUGGUCUGAUGGAUAUGAUAAAUUUUUUGAAUUAGGAAGGAAACACGGUGUAAUGUCUGUUAUAACUUAUAUUAUCAUGUAAUGCUUGGUUGGUUGGUUGUAAAAACUGAUACACAAGGUGAAGCUGUUAUAUUUUGGACCUCA
Lactuca sativa (garden lettuce) is the source of this 3493-nucleotide messenger RNA. RefSeq lists its product as uncharacterized. The record is from RefSeq and is a predicted model, not a curated record. Gene Ontology annotation, molecular function: protein binding; ATP binding; protein kinase activity. Lineage: Eukaryota; Viridiplantae; Streptophyta; Magnoliopsida; Asterales; Asteraceae. Gene Ontology annotation, biological process: protein phosphorylation.